Messenger RNA from Huiozyma naganishii CBS 8797, 2727 nucleotides. It is a transcript of the gene HSP104, whose product is annotated as chaperone ATPase HSP104. The transcript has a single exon. The record is from RefSeq and is a predicted model, not a curated record. Bases 1 to 2727 code for a protein of 908 amino acids. Lineage: Eukaryota; Fungi; Ascomycota; Saccharomycetes; Saccharomycetales; Saccharomycetaceae. Gene Ontology annotation, cellular component: cytosol; cytoplasm. Gene Ontology annotation, molecular function: ATP binding; ATP hydrolysis activity. Gene Ontology annotation, biological process: cellular response to heat.
AUGAACGACGAAACUCAAUUCACAGAAAAGGCGUUGACUGUUUUGACUUUGGCUCAGAAACUGGCCGAGGAUCAUCAGCAUCCACAACUACAACCUAUUCAUAUUCUAGCUGCCUUUAUCGAGACCCCCGAGGAUGGGUCGAUAUCAUAUCUGCAAAAUUUAAUCGAUAAGGCAAGAUACGAUUACGAUGCGUUCAAAAGAGUCGUAAAUAGGAAUUUGGUCAAAGUUCCACAACAACAUCCAGCACCCCAGCAGGUGACUCCAAGUUACGCUCUAGGACAGGUGCUACAGGAAGCAGUAAAGAUACAGAAGCAGCAGAAGGAUUCGUUCAUUGCUCAGGACCAUAUUCUUUUCGCGCUGUUCCAGGAUUCGUCCAUCCAGCAGAUAUUCAAAGAGGCGCAGGUGGACGUGGAGGCGAUCAAGCAACAGGCGCUCAUUUUGAGAGGUAACCAAAAGAUUGACUCUAGAGGUGCUGACACGAACACUCCUCUUGAGUUCUUAAGUAAAUAUGCCAUCGACAUGACGGAACAGGCCCGCGAGGGGAAACUGGAUCCUGUCAUUGGCCGUGAGGAGGAAAUCAGAUCCACCAUCAGGGUGCUGGCAAGAAGAAUAAAAUCUAACCCAUGUUUGAUUGGUGAACCAGGUAUUGGUAAGACCAGUAUUAUUGAAGGUAUUGCCGCGAGAAUUGUGGACAACGAUGUCCCCACCAUCUUGCAAGGGUGCAAACUGUUCUCACUGGAUUUGGCAUCCUUGACCGCGGGUGCCAAGUACAAGGGUGAUUUCGAAGAAAGAUUGAAGGGGGUUUUGAAGGAGGUUGAAGAAUCGAAGACUUUGAUCAUUCUCUUCAUCGAUGAAAUCCACAUGCUGAUGGGCAACGGUAAGGACGAUGCCGCUAAUAUUUUGAAGCCAGCGCUAUCGAGAGGUCACUUGAAGGUUAUUGGUGCCACUACAAACAACGAAUACAGAUCGAUCGUGGAAAAAGAUGGUGCAUUUGAGAGAAGAUUCCAGAAAAUCGAAGUACUAGAACCUACUAUCAGACAAACCGUGGCCAUCUUGAGAGGAUUGCAACAGAAAUAUGAGAUCCAUCACGGGGUAAGGAUCCUGGACAGUGCUCUCGUGACAGCCGCUCAAUUAGCGAAGCGUUACUUGCCCUACAGGAGAUUACCAGAUUCUGCUUUGGACCUGGUUGAUAUCUCGUGUGCAGGUGUCGCUGUGGCAAGAGACUCUAAACCCGAAGAAUUGGACUCCAAGGAACGUCAACUACAAUUGAUCGAGGUUGAAAUCAAGGCUCUAGAAAGAGACGUCGAUGCUGAUUCCACUACGAAGGAAAGAUUAAAGAAGGCUAGAAAGACAGAGGCCUCUUUAAAGGAGGAUUUGGAACCCUUGAUACAGCGUUACAACGAUGAAAGAAAGGGCCAUGAGGCAUUGACUGCCGCUAAAAAGAAGUUGGAGGAACUAGAAAACAAAGCCACCGAUGCAGAACGUAGAUACGAUACUGCGUCUGCCGCUGAUUUGAGAUACUUUGCCAUCCCAGAUAUCAAGAAGAAUAUUGCUCAAUUGGAGGAACAAGUUGCUGAUGAAGCAGCACGUGUCGGGAGCAACUCUAUGGUUUCCAAUGUUGUUGAUUCCGAGACGAUCUCUGAGACUGCUGCGCGGUUGACUGGUAUCCCAGUGAAGAAGCUUUCCGAAUCUGAAAACGAGAAAUUGAUCCACAUGGAGAAGGAGUUAUCCUCAGAAGUUGUGGGCCAAACGGAGGCCAUCAAAGCUGUCUCCAAUGCAGUGAGAUUAGCCAGAUCCGGUCUGGCGAACCCUAGACAGCCAGCAUCGUUCUUAUUCCUUGGGUUAUCCGGUAGUGGUAAGACUGAGUUAGCGAAAACGAUUGCCGGGUUCUUAUUCAACGAUAAGGAGAUGAUGAUCAGAGUUGAUUGUUCCGAGUUGAGUGAGAAAUACUCUGUGUCCAAAUUACUUGGUACCACCGCUGGGUACGUUGGUUACGACGAAGGUGGGUUUUUGACCAACCAGUUACAGUACAAGCCAUAUUCUGUCUUACUUUUCGAUGAGGUGGAGAAGGCACACCCAGACGUUUUAACUGUGAUGUUGCAAAUGCUUGACGACGGUAGGAUCACCUCGGGCCAAGGUAAGACGAUUGACUGUUCCAACUGUAUUAUAAUCAUGACCUCCAAUUUGGGUGCCCAGUUCAUCAACUCGCAGAAGGGUGCCAAGAUCACCGAUACGACCAAAGAUUUGGUCAUGUCUGCUGUGAAGGCACAUUUCAGACCUGAAUUCUUGAACAGAAUCUCAAGUACUGUCAUCUUCAACAAGUUAUCCCGUAAGGCGAUCCAUAAGAUCGUGGAUAUUCGUCUCCGGGAGAUCGAGGCCCGUUUCGAGGCGAACGACAAGCAUUACAAGCUAGACGUGACACCUGAGGCCAAAGAUUUCCUGGCCAAGUACGGUUACUCCGACGAUAUGGGUGCGAGACCAUUGAACAGGUUGAUCCAGAACGAGAUCUUGAACAAGCUGGCGAUGAGGAUCCUAAAGGGUGAGGUCCUCGAGAAGGAGACCGUGAAAGUGGUCAUGCACAAGGGCAAAGAGCGUGGCACGGGUUCCUCGGAGGCGGAAGAGGAGAGGCUGGAUGUCUUGGGUAAUCACAAGGCAACGAAGGGAGGCCCCCAGGAAAACUACGACGACGAAUACGAAAAGGAAGGCAUGGACAUAGAUCUCGACUGA